AUGGCUCUCAAGGACCACUUCUCGCGUGAAGCGACCAAAGAUAUCGAGAGUUUGUUCUUGAUCUCGAAGAGCAAUUGUGCCUUCGUAAACUAUCGUUCAGAGGCUUCAUGCACAGCCGCUAUGCAUCGGUUCCACGACUCUCGCUUCAAUGGUGUCCGCCUUGUCUGUCGGCUACGUCGCAGUUCAGCGCCCGCCUCAGGAGUACCCACAGGACCAUCAGCUAUGGUAGGCACGCAGCAGGCCAACGCGUCACCGCCACAUAGUCCACAAGUUGGCGACGAGACAGCCGAUGAAGCAAAAGGAGGCGUCACGGAACAGUUUCCUGUCCAGGAUAAAGAUGCUGCUCCGGGAGCUUCUACACCUUCAAGCAAAUACUUCAUCGUCAAGAGUCUGACACUUCAGGACUUGGAGCUCAGUGUUCGCAACGGAAUAUGGGCCACACAAUCCCACAACGAAGACGUUCUAAACAAAGCCUUCAGGUCGACUGAAAAUGUUUACCUGAUUUUCUCGGCGAACAAGUCCGGCGAGUACUUUGGCUACGCCCGAAUGACCUCCCCCAUUCUUGAGGAUGGAUCCCAGGUCGUUGGCGAGGCGCCCAAACCCGAAAAUAGCGUUGAUGCGCCUGACGUUCCUAAGUCAAUCCCUACAUCGGCAACCGAGUGGGCUCCCAGAGGCAAGAUUAUCGACGAUUCGGCCCGCGGCACAAUCUUCUGGGAAGCAGAACUUUCCGAAACGGAAGCGGAGGAAGAAAUGCCUGAGAAAGAUGACAAAACUGUUGACGGAGACAAUCAAGUGGUUGCACAGAGCUGGGGCAAACCAUUCAAGAUUGAGUGGUGCUCGACCCAACGUCUACCAUUUUACCGCACGCGUGGGCUUCGUAACCCCUGGAACGCCAACCGAGAAGUCAAAAUCGCAAGGGAUGGCACUGAACUCGAGCCUAGUGUUGGCGAGCGUUUGAUCCAGAUGUUCCACCGCCUUGGACCUUCCGGCGCUGGAGCAGCUGUGAUGGCCCCGCACCCACAGCUUGGCAUGCCUAAUAUGCGCCCAUUCUAG
Molecule: messenger RNA, 1053 nt
Organism: Parastagonospora nodorum SN15
Lineage: Eukaryota; Fungi; Ascomycota; Dothideomycetes; Pleosporales; Phaeosphaeriaceae
Exons: 2
Coding region: 1-1053 (350 amino acids)
Biological process (GO): regulation of alternative mRNA splicing, via spliceosome; mRNA splicing, via spliceosome
Cellular component (GO): nucleoplasm
Molecular function (GO): N6-methyladenosine-containing RNA reader activity; mRNA binding
Source: RefSeq, a predicted model, not a curated record